Molecule: messenger RNA, 828 nt
Organism: Rangifer tarandus platyrhynchus (Svalbard reindeer)
Lineage: Eukaryota; Metazoa; Chordata; Mammalia; Artiodactyla; Cervidae
Source: the annotation of a GenBank genome assembly
AUGGAACUGGAGGGUCCCCUGUGCCCCUCCCUCUGGUCUUCCUGUGAGCAGGAGACCCUGACCAGAAGGAAAGUCUGCUUGCUGAUCUUUGGUGGUGUCACUGUGCUGGGAGGUGGCCCACGGGCUCACAUUCCACACCCGGAGGAGCUCCCAAACCCCCUGGGGGCUUCCAGUUUCAGUUUUGAUCUUUUUUAUGAUCUGCUUUGGUUCCAUGAAGCCUGUGAACUCAGGCGACUCACGAGGGUGCCCCCGCCAUCUCGGAGCUGCUGGCGCUCCUUCCAGGAUGGUGCUGUGGUUUCAUCCAGCCCCAGGCUCAUGCUCGGGAAGUCCCUGGCCAGGAGGGGUCUCUUCUUCCUGGGGGACUUUGUAGGGAGGUGGAUGUGGCCUGGGUGGAGCUCUUCCCAUGGCCUCCUGCCUCCUCCCAGAAGAGCUGGCUUCUCAGCCUUAGGCUCCUUCUGGGUGGUCACCCCACCACCACCACCAUCAGGGGCGCUUCCGGGGACUUUCCACAGGAAGGAGGCAGAUACAGCCCGACACAGGGUUUUCUUUUUCUUCCCUUCCCGGUGGAGAAUGUGGGGAAGCGAAUGUGAACCUCUUGUCUCCGGAUGUCAGAGCCCACUCACCUCCCUUUGUUGGCUCUUGAACACUCCAGAUGUUUCCAGGGGGGCUUGCCCUCCAGCAGUAGGGACUUUGUUAUCUGUCAUAAUGAAUAGGUGUCUCCCAGCUAGAGGACAUCUCAUCUCUCCUGGAGACCUCACUGGCUCCCAUCUCCUCUGGCUCCUAGCCCUCUGGUUAUCUGCUCCCACUCACUGUUUUGAUGCCAAGUGA